UGUACUGCAACAUCAGUCUGACAUCAUUAUUACAGAGUAACUGGGAGGAUCUGUGCGCAUUGCCCUUUAAGAUGCGUCUGUCAUCCCUCAGCUAAUGGAAAGUCACUCGGCCUGUUUCCCCGCUGCAGAUCUGCUCGGUACAGCACGGCCUGUCCUAGCUAGCAGAGAAGGGAGGGAGGCAUUUUCUGUCGGCCGAAAAUCCAGGAAGGAAGGGGAGAGGACAACGAGGACGGAAAUAAGAGAGAGGAGGGGGCUGUCCAAAAAGGAAACUCUACCCCUUUAAGAGCAAGUGGGACAUAGCGGUGCGAGAAAAAGGAGAGGAGGGGGAGAAGAAAGAGGAAUUAAAAAAGAAAAGGAAGAAAGAGACAGGGAGGGAGGAGGGAGAGCGGGCGAUAAAAAAAGAAAGAUGACAUCCUCGCAGCUGAACGGCCGAGGUGGAGCGGUAGGCUGCGGCCCGGCGAGAGCGCCGCUCGCCGGGGUCAGGGCUUGAAUCCAGCAGCGAGGCUUCGACAAAACACCCGACCGGCCUACCGGGGUUUCGGAAAUCGGGAAAAAUAGACUCUAAAUUUCAAAAAAGCAAAGCAUGACCUGCUGUUUUGACAGAUAUUAUAACUCAUAUUUGUUCUCUGGCGUAAAAAAACUGCUUUUAUUUUCCUGUUUUGUGUGUAUCGCUAAAGAGUAAAAACUGCACGGUUCGGUUGUUUUUGCUCGUUUUCAGGGUAUUCCUGUGGUGGGAUUGUACGUAUUUAACGAGCUUUGUUUGUUUUUGUUCUAUUAGUGUUGGGAAUCAUUAAGUUAAAGGCCAAAGUGAAUGAGACAGCAGGCCGUUGUUGGACUGGGCCUGCUCCACCUCUGCAGCCUGCGUUAGUCCCGACAGCUGCGCGCAUUUUAACCCACAGCUCUACCUCAAUGAGAAAACCCGACUUCAGCACACGGCUUAGUUCGCACUUUACGACAGAACCCGGGAGCCCAUCGUUCCUGCUGUGGGCCGGGCCUCCGUCCGCGACCCGAUCACCACUGGAGGGCCGAUCCGAGCCAUGCGAAGGCUGGUUCCCAAGACCUCAAUCAGGAGCUGACUUCAUAAUCUCCACCGCUGUCUGUUGCGCAAAAUGGAUGCUGCUUGGAGCAAUUUUCUCUUCCAGAAUACUCCCACCCAAAACCAAGUGGAGGGGAGCCUCCAAUCAGAGCUCAUGCAAGUGCAUACGAGUUCUCCCCAGACCCCACCCACAGAGCACAUAGCACAGCCUCCUUCAACUGUGGACACCACUGCUCUGAGUGAGGAACCCCUGCCUGAGCCGGUGAAGCCAGCGCCUCGGCCGGCCCGCGUGCAACACAUCUGUGCCAUCUGCAACAAGCAGUUCAAGAACAACUACAACCUGCGGCGGCACCAGUCGGUCCACACUGGGGUACGCAUGAAGGACAGGGCCAGAGUGCAGGCGGAGGGAGCAAAGGAGGGAGCCGCUGGCCAGGUGGUGGUGGCGGCGGUCCCGCCGGCGAUGGCGGUGGGGGCCGGAGGGAGGGCAGAGAGGCCCACUAUUCCCCUCUCCCUGCUGCACCUCUCCGUGCCUCCCCCUCUCGCCCCUCCCGGCGUGCUGGCGGGCACCCAGCAGCCUCCCCUGGGCGGUCAGGAUGGCGAAGGGGUUGCCAUGCCAAACGUCAUGGCCACUGUUAACCCUCAUGCUCCGCCUCCUGCUGCUGUCGUCAUGGCCACAGGGGCGACAGUACAGCGGCCCUCAAACCCCAACCCCAACCCUGUGAAGAAGAACCACGCCUGCGAGACGUGCGGUAAGGCCUUCCGGGACGUCUACCACCUCAACCGCCACCGCCUGUCCCACUCGGAUGAGAAGCCCUUCUCCUGCCCUAUCUGCCAGCAGCGCUUCAAAAGAAAGGACCGCAUGAGCCACCAUGUGCGCUCCCACCAGGGCGGGGUAGAGAAGCCCUACAUCUGCCCUCACUGUGGCAAGGCUUUCUCCAGGCCUGACCAUCUCAACAGUCAUGUCAGGCAGGUGCACUCCUCAGAAAGACCUUUCAAAUGUCCAACUUGUGAGUCUUGUUUUGCCACCAAGGAUCGCCUGCGAGCACACAUGAUUCGACACGAGGAGAAGGUGCCGUGCCACAUCUGUGGGAAGCUCCUGUCCGCCGCCUACAUCACCGAUCACAUGAGGGUGCACAACCAGUCGCAGCACCACGUCUGCCACCUCUGCAACCGCAGCUUCACCACAUUGACGUACCUCCGCGUCCACGCCCAGAAGCACCACGGCCAGGAGUGGAAGGAGAGCCCCAGCGGCUUCGGCGGCACGGCCUCAGGCGGUGUUCUCGUCUGCCACCUGUGCGGCGUCCAGUGUAAGACGCCCACCCAGCUCCAGGGCCACAUGGGCACCCACAGCACCAGCCAGGCCGCGCCGAGCCCCGUCACCUCCAAUGUGGCCGCCGGCUGCUCCGUCUCCCUCAGCAACAUGGUGACGGCGGCGCCCACCAUGUACGUCACUGGGAACACGGUGGUUGACCUGCUCGUCACGGACUGCUCUAGCAUCGCGGCGCCGCAGUCCCACAGUUAGCAGGAUGGAUCUGAAGCAAGUCUGUGGUGGUUACUUGUAGAUUUUGAUUCGGUUUCAUGUUUUUUUCUUCUUUUCAUUGGCACUUAGGUGUAAGGGUUAAAAUCUCGGAGAGAAAAAACAGCUUAGAAAAAGAGUUUUGCUGCAGAGCUGGAGGAUCAAAGAAGACAUCAUGAAAAGAGGCUGCAGCAGGGUCACCGACACUAAUGACAAACAUGGAUGUGCUAUCCAAAUAUUUCCGAAUGAAGACUCUAAUGAACAUGUGGUUAUCCUCUCUCCCCUCUCUGUCUGAUCUUCCCCAUCACCCCCCUGUUUCUUGGCAUCGGCUGCUCUCUACAACUGUACCAAGUACCGGUACUGUAAAUCUCACCAGCUCUGAUCUUACCUCCAUUUUAGCAACUCGCGUACCGAGAGUACUGAAAAUCCAAAUGGUUUGUGUCGAGAUGUUUCAGGUGGAGGAAACAUUAGAAGGGAAGGUGUGUGUUUGCGUGUGUGCAAGUUGGAGCUCCUCUCGCAUGUUUGUUUUAUUUCACAAGAUGGAGAUGAAAAUUAGAUUUUAACGCUAGCUAAAUGUCUUUUUACUAUAGAUGGAUAUGGAGUUAAUCAGGAAAGAAGAUCCACCUGGAGGAGAUGCUCAUUUGUUUCUUAAAGGUAGAGAAAUACAAAAAAUAGAGAUGUUAUUCCGGAGCAUCAAGCACCUUAAAACUGUCGGACUUGGUAAGGACGGAGGUUUGAGUUUUCUUGGAUUGUUUUGCUCUGAGUCUUCCUCUCUGGGUCGGGCUUUUACAGAAAAAAUCUGCUAAUCAGCACUUCGGCUUCUGAACUACCUUUCUGCAUGAAAACAAAAUAAACCAGACGAGCUCGGCCAUGUUUAUUGUUAGAGAACUGUCAUGACGAGAAUAAAAUUUAGCAGUUCCACUAAGUUAGCUGUAGAUGAUAAUAUUUAUGAAAAAGUUGAUUUUACUCUGAAUUUUUCCACGUAGAUUGCCAUUCACUUGAUUGCAGUUGUCAUUGCCAUAGACUUUUUUUUAUUUUAUUUUUUAUUUUUGUUUUCUCUCUGUUCCAGUUCAAUGGGUGAAACUUUUUUUUUUUUUUAGAUUUAGCCUUUUAACUCUCUGCAUCGCACUUGUUUUCCACAUCAGUCGUGUAAUGAACGGUCGGUUGCCCGUCGUGAGGGACGCGUGGUGUCGAAAGGGCUCAAAAGGUCGACGAAAUAAGGACAAUAAGAGUCAGUGAUGAUUGCAGUUUCAGUUUUGUGUUCAUUUCCUACCUUGAUAUGUGUAGAGUUGUUUCUUUGUUUGCUCCUUUCUUUGGAAAUGUGUUCUUCCUGUUGAGAAACAUUGUGAUUUAUUGGAAAUUAAUUUUAGGUUUUCUCCAUUACACUAAAAAAAAUAAUAAUAAUGAUACCUCUACUCUAGGCUUCUGUACAGCUCUUGUCUCUUACAUCUUUAAUGCCUUAUCGUACUCAACUGCAUUUUAAUUCUUUUAUGAAAAAACAUUUCAGAUCUUAGUCAUGGAUUCAUUAAGAAUAUUAAGGGGAUGUAUUUAUAUUUAUAUUUUUAUAUUUCUCAACAGUAUGCAUGUCUAAAAAGUUGUUAGAGCAAAAAAAUCGAUGCUUAUUACAGUCAUUGUUUUAUUGUUUUUGGGUUUUUUUUUUGUAGAUCAAGUAGAGAUCAUGUUAUUUUAUAAUUUGGACAGUUUAAAGUAAAAAUAUUAAACAAGAA
Molecule: messenger RNA, 4279 nt
Organism: Girardinichthys multiradiatus
Lineage: Eukaryota; Metazoa; Chordata; Actinopteri; Cyprinodontiformes; Goodeidae
Gene: mazb
Product: MYC-associated zinc finger protein b (purine-binding transcription factor)
Exons: 7
Coding region: 1110-2558 (482 amino acids)
Biological process (GO): regulation of transcription by RNA polymerase II
Cellular component (GO): nucleus
Molecular function (GO): DNA-binding transcription factor activity, RNA polymerase II-specific; RNA polymerase II transcription regulatory region sequence-specific DNA binding
Source: RefSeq, a predicted model, not a curated record